AGGCGGCGCUCGUCGGGCCGCGGCGGAGGCGGACGGCGGUGCUCGUCGGGGCCGCGAUGGAGGCGGGCUGGCCGGAGGCGGCGCCGACGCUGUGGAUGCCCGCGGCGUGACACGCGAUGGGGAUGGAUCGGAGGCGGAGGCGGCGCGAUGGAUGGGGUUGACGGCCACGUGAGGACUGAGUGGUAGUGGUGGCUUUUAGAGUUUAGCAAUUUAGUGGGCUUAUUGGGCCUCCUAGGUCUAUUGGGCCACAAUUCGGUUUUCUCGGUUAAUUCGGUUAACCAAAAACAAUAACCGAAUUGCCCGAAAAAAAUUCGGUCUUUCCAUAGCUGAGACCGAAUUACUAACCGAAUUUCUCGGUCUCGGUCUUUUCGGUUUCGGUCUCGGUCUUUUCGGUUCGGUUCUUCGGUUCGGUCUUAUUCUGGCCACCCCUAGAGGUAGGAACGUAGCUGAAGUCAUGAACCGCCCAAAGACUCUGUUUCUUGUAUCCUUCUAUAAAACUCAAAGGCAGAGAGAGAGAGAGAGAGAGAGAGAGAGAGAGAGAAUGGACUACAGCAAGCAAGGCUCAUGGGACUCGUAUUCAUCACAAGUGCACAACUUGUAUCCAUACCCUCAGCCAAGGGUGUAUCCACCACCACCGGUUUCAGAGGGCUAUGGCUACCAGACCUACUUUGGUGAAGAUAACCAAGAAGCUUCUUGUGGCUGGUCACAACAACAACCAUCUGCACCAUCAGAUGGGCCUUACAACUAUGGCUACAAUGAAGAUCCAGACUGCCUCACUUUCUUAAGAGGAUGCUUGGCAGGGCUCUGCUGCUGCUGCUUGCUGGAGCGAUGCUGCUACUUCUGAUACCAUCGUCAGCCAAGAAUGGAUGUGCUUCAGCUGGAUAUAUAGUUGUCUUGGAUUAUAUUUGUAAGGUUAGGUUGUUGUGCCUAUAUGGAUGUAGUACUCCCCUCUAGUCACAAAUAAAUGUCGUUUUUUAUUUUGUUUUAAAGUAAAUAAUUAGACAGAACUUUGAUGGUUUGACCGCAUAAUUGUUUUGCAAAAAAAAAAGUUGAUAAUAUUAUGAAAGCUUUUGUCAUAACAAGUCUAGCUAUAUCAAUUUCAUAUGCCUAAAACAUA
Molecule: messenger RNA, 1117 nt
Organism: Oryza sativa Japonica Group (Japanese rice)
Lineage: Eukaryota; Viridiplantae; Streptophyta; Magnoliopsida; Poales; Poaceae
Source: RefSeq, a predicted model, not a curated record